Molecule: messenger RNA, 1825 nt
Organism: Chiloscyllium plagiosum (whitespotted bambooshark)
Lineage: Eukaryota; Metazoa; Chordata; Chondrichthyes; Orectolobiformes; Hemiscylliidae
Gene: vimr1
Product: vimentin-related 1
Biological process (GO): intermediate filament organization
Cellular component (GO): cytoplasm; intermediate filament
Molecular function (GO): structural constituent of cytoskeleton
Source: RefSeq, a predicted model, not a curated record
UCAGGGCAGGAAUUAGGGUAGACCAUCAGUUCGAGUUGGAAAGGUGAAGAUGAGGAGCUCCUCGUACAGCCAGAAGACCGCAUCCGUGAGCUGGUCCAGUAGGAGUGGCCCGAGGCUCCGGGUCCCCUCCCCGGCACCCCCAGAGGCCCGAGCAUCCGAGAAGGAGGAGAUGCAACAACUCAACGACUGCCUGGCCAGCUACAUUGGCAAGGUGAGGGGCCUGGAGCAGCGCAACUCCCAGCUGAGGGAAGAGCUAGCAGGCCUGAAGGCCCAUCUCAAGGUGCCCCAGGGAAUAGGGGACGAGUAUCAACAGCAAUUUAAGGAGCUCAAGGAGCUGAUUGAGCGACUCACCCAUGAGAAAGGGCUGGCCGAGAUCGAGAUGGGCAACACCAAGGAGGAGGUUGACCUCUGGAGGCUGAAAUGUCAAGAGCAGCUUGACCUUCAAGAUGAAGCGGAGAGGAUCCUGAGGGAGUUCCAGAAGGAUGUGGAUGAUGCCAAUUUUCAAAAAACUGGCCUGGAGAGAACCAUUGAGCAGCUCGUGGCAGAGAUUGACUUCCUGAGAAAGUUGCAUGAGGAUGAAGUGGCUGAUCUGGUCCGACAAAUCGAAGAGUCCAAAGUCUCGGUGGAACUGGACUCAACCCGUCCUGAUCUGAGAGCUGCCUUGCGUUCCAUGCGGGCACAAAUGGAAGAGAUUUCUGCCAAGAACCUCAAGGAAGCUGAGGUUUGGUACAAGACCAAGUUUGACAGCCUCCGGCAGCACGCCACCAAAUACGACAUCCAGAUCCAGAGCACGAAGGAUGAGCUCAGCAUCUUGCAGCAGCAGGCGGUGGAUUUGGAGAGUGAGAUCGGUACCAUGAGGAGUACCAUCCAGUUCCUGGAGAACCAGCUGGAGGGCAUGGAGGCCAGCCACCUAGAGAAAGUGGCAGGUCUGCAAGGCCUCAUCACCCAACUGGAAUUCCAACUGAGAGAAACUAAAACGGAGAUGGCACAAUAUCUUCAGGAAUACCAGCAACUGCUCAAUGUCAAGCUGACACUGGAUGCUGAGAUCACUACCUACCGGAAGCUGCUGGAAGCAGAAGAGGACAGGCUGGGAUUAUUAAGUGAGAACUCUGCAGGUGCUUCCUCUGUUACAAGAGAGGGGAAAGGAGAAUCCAUCCCUGCUAACAUAGAAACACAUACAGCGCACGAAGUGACUGCCUAGAAGAGGAUCAAAGGAGUCAUUAGAGACACCUGUUCCAUGUCAGAUAAAAUCAAAACCCAUCCAUCACUCAUUGCAUUCAAGUGAUGUCAAAACGAUGAGGUUUUCUGUUUGGUGCAUACAGGAAUGAUGUAAAGAUACAGAAGAAUUAGAGUUUAAUAAUUUCAUAUUGUAUCGUCAUGAAGCAUGUGUCCUGUCUAUCAUGAUGUAAAACAAAUGCCACAGCAAUAUAGCAGAAUCAAUACUGCACCAAUAAAAGCUUAAUGUGACAGCACAAUUGUACAAUGACAAUUCUUUUAUCAAACACACUUCUAAACACUGAAAACUUAUCAGCACAAAAAUAAGAAGGGCAAAAAUAGACAUUUGGAUAAUAAUGAUCUGAUAUACUCAGCAUAAUAGAAAAGCUUUUCACUGUAUUUUGUUGUUUAUAUAUGACAAUAAAAUCACUCAUUCAGAUUCACAAAUGGAAUGUCAUGGUUGACAAACGUGGGAGUUUUUUUGAAGUUGUUAUUAACAAAACUGAUAAAGGAGAGCUGAUGGAUAUAGUAUACUUAGAUGUUCAGAAGGAUUUUGAUAAAAUGCCCCUUGGUUAGAAAAAUUAAACUACAUGGGAAAGAAGGUAAUGUA